AAUUCAUCUCUCUCUCUCUCUCUAUAUAUAUAUAUAUAAAUAUAUAAGUAGUCGUUUAGCGAUUCAUUUAAGAGACUUAUUUUGCAGGAUUCGUCCAAGUGGGUAUUGUUUUUGCAGAGACACUAAUAUAAAACAUGGCGGAGGAAGACGACAACGAUGGAUGUCUAGAUUUGGUUAUAUCUGAGCUACCCAAAGCGAGUGGUUGGAGAAAAGAUGGCUUAACCUUGUACCAAAAUUGUUGGUUCCCAUCCAAUAUCAUUCCCAACAUCAUCUCCUUCCAAAAACAGUUCAAAGCCAAAGACAAAGAGGAAGACAAAGACAUAAUAAUCAUGGCUUCCUUUCAAAAAUCAGGCACCACUUGGCUCAAGUCCCUCUUGUUUUCCAUUCUCAACCGCAGCCAAGACUACAGUGAGCACCACCCUUUGCUCACCACUAACCCUCAAGCCCUUGUGCCGUCUUUGGAGUUCACAGUUUAUAAUCCCAAUCCCCAGAUGAUCAAUAAUAUUGACAACAACUUGAGUAGUAGAGCUAUGUCUACACACAUUCCCUAUGCAUCUCUUCCUCGUUCCAUAACGCAGUGUUGUUCCAAGUACCCUCGUAUCGUUUACAUCAGCCGAAACCCUCUCGAUGUGAUCGUGUCUUUGUGGCAUUUUGCGAAUGCUCACCCGGACCGCUCGCGCGACUGGACUAGUGUUGGAGAUUUUGUGGACAUGUUUUGCAGCGGAGAGAUCAACUUUGGGCCUUACUGGGACCAUGUUUUGGGGUACUGGAAAGCGAGCUUGGAGAGGCCUGAGAAAGUGUUGUUUUUGAAGUAUGAGGACUUGAAAGAGGACGGUGUUGGUCAAGCCAAAAGGGUUGCAGAGUUCGUAGGGGUUCCUUUCUCUCGAGAGGAAGAGAGUGGUGGAGUUGUUGAGCAAGUUUUGGAGAUGUGUAGUUUUGGUAAACUCAAGGAUUUGGACGUGAAUAAGCAUGGCCAACUCAGGCCUAACUUUGAUAAUAAACUCUUCUUUAGAAAAGGUCAAGUGGGUGAUUGGGUUAACCAUCUUACUCCAUCUAUGGCAGACCGUGUCAACGAGAUAAUCAAGGAAAAAUUUAGUGGUUCUGGUCUGUCAUUCAGAAAUAUGUCUUAGUAUUAGAUUUUUCAGAUUUGAAUUAAUUAAUAAUGGAAUAAUGUGCAUCAUCACAUAACACAUAUGUAGACAAAUAGAAAGUGAUGAUAAGAAACGAUUAUUUUAAUUGUAUUCAUUUUCUUAGGUAGCUUAGUGGACGCUCCUUAGUUCUAUCAUUUGAAAGAAAGAAAAUGUUUGAUGUGUGACAACAGUUUGUGAAAGGAGAUAGUGAAUUUACACCAAACCACGGUUCAUAAUUGAAAUUGUAUUAUUGUAUUUCUCUCAUUCUCAUUAAUCAAUCAACUCUCUCUGGCUCUUUCCUGGGCUUGGUAACGAAGUCAAA
Molecule: messenger RNA, 1452 nt
Organism: Humulus lupulus (European hop)
Lineage: Eukaryota; Viridiplantae; Streptophyta; Magnoliopsida; Rosales; Cannabaceae
Product: cytosolic sulfotransferase 15-like
Exons: 2
Coding region: 135-1130 (331 amino acids)
Biological process (GO): sulfation
Cellular component (GO): cytoplasm
Molecular function (GO): sulfotransferase activity
Source: RefSeq, a predicted model, not a curated record